AUGCAUAUGUAUGUGGAGGCCUUUUUGGAACGCACACCCACCAGACCAUCCACCGACACGCUGGAGAAUCUCUCCGGAGAGAAGCAGCAGAGUGCAGCCAAACGCCCACAGAGUCUGCUACAGCCGAGGCGCUGUCUGUUUAGCCAGACAGAGCAGAAAGCUGAGAGUUCCUACAGCAGAGAGUCAACCUUGUUAUCCAGUGGCCGAAAAAGUAAGAUCCGCUGCACAGCAACAGCAGCAGGCGAUGUUUCUCCUGCUCUCCAGGCUCAGGCGGUGGCUCUGACGGUCGCCCAGGCCUUCACGGUAGCUUUUGAACUCUGGCAAGUUGCCAAAGAAGAGAAAGGGAAGAGAGUGAAGUCGGGUUCAGCUGGAGAGGCCAGCAGCAGCUCCCACUCAGAGAGAUCCAACAGCCUGGGGAGCCUGAAAGGGACAGAAGAUGUCGCCACAGACAACCUGUUGGACUUUGAGGACAGUGUGAAUGUGGUGGUGGAGACCAACGGGAACAUAGAGGAGGAUCAGCUGGACAACCACAGGCCCUCUGAGACCAACAAUAACCCUGCCUGGGAGAUAGAAGAUGGACUGGAUGAAGCCUUCUCCAGGUGAGAUAUUUGUCUCAAUAGUUUUAUUAU
Epinephelus lanceolatus (giant grouper) is the source of this 629-nucleotide messenger RNA. The record is from RefSeq and is a predicted model, not a curated record. NCBI's taxonomy places the organism in Eukaryota, Metazoa, Chordata, Actinopteri, Perciformes, Serranidae.